Molecule: messenger RNA, 1689 nt
Organism: Falco peregrinus (peregrine falcon)
Lineage: Eukaryota; Metazoa; Chordata; Aves; Falconiformes; Falconidae
Product: E3 ubiquitin-protein ligase TRIM11-like
Exons: 3
Coding region: 79-351 (90 amino acids)
Source: RefSeq, a predicted model, not a curated record
AUCUCUGAGCCCUGCGAUUUCCACAUUCAGCAGGGAAUCCUGCCUCCCCUCUUGCUGUUUUUUUUCCUGGUAUCCAGGAUGGAGAGGGAAGAGAGUGAGACCUUGGCCGAUGAGGUGGAGGAGUUGAAUGGAAGAGCCGACGUGACGCUGGACCCAGCCACUGCCAACCCCUUCCUCAUCCUGGCCGGUGACCAGCGAGGCGUAGGCCGGGGGGACGAGUGGACCUCGCUGCCCGACAGCCCCGAGCGGUUUGACACGGAGCCCCUCUCCUUGCCUUACUGCGAGCUCUCACCAGCACGUGCGUUGCAGCGGAGCACUAGUGAAAGCUGCAGGGACUGCCGAGGGGGGUGAGCAAGAAGCUGCGCAGUGCCUGAAGUCCGCAGGGAAGGCAAUUCCCACAGAUCCGCCUUCCUCGACCUCCCCCACCCCAAGGUCUCCUUCCCUCACAUAGGGACCAGACGAGAACAGUUUGGGUGGAAGGGACCCACAACGGCCAUCUAGGCCAGUUGCCUGAGCGAUUCGGGGCUGAUCAAGUUAAAGCACGUUAUUAAGGGCAAUGUCCAAGUGCCUCUCAAACACUGACGGGCUUGGGGCAUCAACUACCUCUCGAGGAAGCCCGUUCCCGUAUUUGAACACCCUCUCGGUAAAGAAAUGUUUUCUGCUGUCAGGUCUGCACCUCCCCUGGUGCAGCUUUGAGCCAUUCCCACGCGUCCUGUCCCUGGAUCCCAGGGAGAAGAGCUCGGCACCUCCCGCUCUGCAUCCCCUCCUUGGCAAGCUGCAGGGAGCAGUGAGGUUGCCCCUCAGUCACCUUUUCUCCCAAUGGGACAAACCCAGAGGAUGUGCCUUCCAGCUUAGAUCCGCUCCGGAGAACCGGCAUUUCGGGGAAAUGAUGUUCAAAGGACACGCUGGGCCUGGGAAGGGUGGGGGGACCCCACGCCAGGGACCCUGCUUUGUCCUCUCCUGCUAACUCCUGCUCUCAGGAGAAGAAAAGGUGAGUGUAGCUGAAGGGGAACGUUGCCUGGGUCCAGCCUUGGUUUCUUCCACGUUGCUGGUUGGACUCUCUUAGUGCCAACUCACUCGUCACCUUUGUGGUGGCAACAGCACUGGUCUCCCUGGUCUACUCCAGUAGCUGGGAGGAGUUGCCGCACUGGGUCAGGCACAGAUACACUGCCCUGGCACUAGGGGAUGGGCUCACCAAUGUCACCAGCAUUGUACGGGGACAGGUGACACCCUGGUGCACCUGAGCAUCACACGUCCAUGGGACCAGCAACCCAGUGGCACAACCCAGGAGACCACCCAAGGAGCCAGUCCCAAGAGCAGGGGCACCUCAUGCUCCUGGCUGGGUGAGGUCUCCAAACGGCUGCCCGCAUCUCGGUGCCAGCACCUCCACAGCGCCUGCAGCCUCAGCCGAUGCUGCGCCCGUGCAGGACGAGCCGAGCUCACCCAUCAGGGCUGCGGCUCAGCACCUCCACGAGCACACCGGGAGGCGAGAGCCCACAGCACCAAGGCAGCUGGGCGCGUGUCUGGGGAGAGCCGGAAUCCAGCCCUGCGCAGCACCGCAGCCAAACCCACCGGGUCACCAUGGACUUCAAGGAGAAGGGGUGGCUUCACCCUGGAGCAAGCUGGGACUUCACAGGCGCUUCUCCAUAACCCCCCUUCCCAGAGGUUGUAUUAAACGUUGUAGGAAGA